Molecule: messenger RNA, 3087 nt
Organism: Nannospalax galili (Upper Galilee mountains blind mole rat)
Lineage: Eukaryota; Metazoa; Chordata; Mammalia; Rodentia; Spalacidae
Gene: Cav2
Product: caveolin 2
Exons: 3
Coding region: 120-608 (162 amino acids)
Biological process (GO): positive regulation of MAPK cascade; caveola assembly; negative regulation of endothelial cell proliferation
Cellular component (GO): cytoplasmic vesicle; Golgi apparatus; caveola
Molecular function (GO): protein kinase binding; molecular adaptor activity
Source: RefSeq, a predicted model, not a curated record
CGCAGCUGGAAGGGCAGCGCCGGGCGAGGCAGGCGAGGUGGGGCGGGGCGGGGCGCCACUGGAAAGGGAGGCCGGGCAGCCGGGGACCGUCCGGAGCCGCUCGAGCAGCGCCUGCCGCCAUGGGGCUGGAGACCGAAAAGGCCGACGUGCAGCUCUUCAUGGACGACGACGCCUAUAGCCACCACAGCGGCGUCGACUACGCCGACCCCGAGAAGUGCGUGGACUCGGGCCACGAUCGCGACCCGCGCCAACUCAACUCGCAUCUCAAGCUGGGCUUCGAGGAUGUGAUCGCAGAGCCUGUGACUACGCAUUCCUUUGACAAAGUGUGGAUCUGCAGCCAUGCCCUCUUUGAAAUCAGCAAGUACGUGAUCUACAAGUUCCUGACCGUGUUCCUGGCCGUCCCCUUAGCCUUCGCCGCGGGGAUACUGUUUGCCACCCUCAGCUGUCUACACAUCUGGAUUUUAAUGCCUUUUGUGAAGACCUGCCUAAUGGUUCUGCCUUCAGUGCAGACGAUAUGGAAAAGUGUGACAGAUGCUGUGAUUACCCCAUUGUGUACCAGCGUAGGACGCAGCUUCUCUUCCAUCAGCAUGCAACUGAGCCAUGACUGAACACUUAGACCCAUGUCCAGAGCUUUGGAUACUGUGCAACUUUGUUGUUGUAACAUAAAAGCACUACUGUUCUGUCAACUUCCCAACCGUUAUUAAGAAGACUGUUAAGAUGAGUACCCACAUUUAUCAAUGUUCACAGAUAAAUCUUUUCAAAUAACACCUUUCCCAUUACUACCCAAUUUUAUAACAAGAGUUAUACGGUAUUGGCAACACUUAAAGACAGUUUUUGCUUUAGUACAAAAUAUACGUUUUAUACAGAUGAUUUGAUAAUGGUCAAGGGGCAGUUUCCUCAAAAUAUUACAAUAAUUUUGUGCAGAAUUGCCCACAAAAGUAUGGAAUUUGUUAUUUUCUUUUUCCCUUGGAGUAAUGCUUUUAAAAUUACUUUUACAGAUAUCGUCAUAGGGAUAUCUAGAGGUAAUAUAUACAAACAUUCUAGAAAUACCAGGCAGUAAGAAAAGCACAUAGUGAUGACAGUAACUAUCAAAUAUAAUUAACAAAUAAAUGUGAAAAUAGAUUCAUGAAAAUGUGUUUCUCUAAGAUAUUAGCCUGUAAGCCUAUUUAACAAGGUAUUUCAUUUUGCUGUAUAUUUUGUACUUAAUGUAAAUGUUGCUCUAAUCAGAUUGCUUUAAAGCAUUUCAUGUUUGUCAUCUUAUUGAUCUAAUAUAACAAGGUAAUAUAUCUCCUGCAAGGUAACUUCAUUGGUAAGAGUGCACUGUCAUAUCUAAGUACCUACAUAGCUUCUUUGGAAUGGAAUGUAAAAAUGUUAUGUGUAGCUUUCCCUUCUAACUUCCUAAGCAAAUGCUUUAUGACUGAUGUUCAUCUGACUAAGAUUGUAAAAUAAUUCAUAUGUAGUUGGUAUUUUGUCUACUAGAUGUUUUCUCUCACAUAGUUAGAAAUUUAAUCUGUAUUCUACAUUCCUAUGAUGCUUCACUUUACUUUCAAGUAAUAUUGGUGCUAUUAAAUAACAUUUUAUGAUAAAGGCUAUUUCUAACACCCAAGCACAAUUUCUACUAUAAUGAUUCAUGCAGAGAGACUUAUAAGACAUUUCUCAAUUCUGAGGGUUUAUGAAACUAAGCUACAUGCGUAAGUUAAAAACUCAUAGCUACAAAUUUUCAGAUGUUCUCUAGUAUGAAUUUCAUAAUCCCAUAUGAAGUUACCUUCACCCUUUUUAAAUUGUAGAGCCCUUUUUAAUGUUGACUCACAUUUGCUUUUUUAAAAAUCAUAUUGUUCUUAAAUGAUCAGCAUGCAAAAAGUGUCUACAGUAUACUUGGACUUACUAUAAUUUUUACAUCCUAAAAGUGUAUAAAUGUUCAAAUUUCAGAAUUACUAUCAGAACCUGAAUUAACAUUGUUUGACUAUCCUCAUAAGUGCUAAAUCUUCAUUCAGUAAAAAUUAAUAAGAUUUUCCCAAAUUUCUAGUUCUUGUCAGUGUAAAAGACAGUUGAACUGGAAUUCUAUUGCAAAUCAAAUCAGAAGAUUAUAUCAAAUGACUAAGUUAUGCAGCUCAUAUCCUUCUGAAGGAAGUUAAAAAAAAAAGAGAGAGAGAUUUCAAAAUGUCCUUAGGAUUAUGUAACAUCCUCAGAAAGACAGAUGUUAAUAGCCAUGAAGCAUGGCCACUAACUUGACUAUACAGAUUGUAUUAUGCUAAUUUUAAAAGCCAGUCUCUUGGCUUUAUAGUUAUACUUGGUAGUUUAAAUUUUUAAACAGAUAUGUUGUUUAGCCAAAAAUACUUGGUUAAUAAAGUUGCUUUUAAUAAAUUAUAAGCUUUGACCUUUUCAAAUAGUUUUGGCAAAUUUUUAAGACAAAUAUAUACACAUAUAAAUAACAAAGCCUUCUAAUAUAUAUGAUUUCCUUAUUUUUGAAUACUAUUGAUUACUUUCUAAUGAAUUUUUAUUGAAGCUUUUCACAAGUUAUUUCAUUUCCAAGUCUUAAAUUAUGAAUAAACUGAAUCAAAGUUUAAUAUGAAAGUCCAUUGCUUUUUUUUAAAUCUGGGGCAGUUGGAAUCUAGAGACAAAAAAUUUUCUCAUUACCCAUAAUAAACUGCCUAUACCCAGUAAAUGUUCAUUGAUUUUAUUACAUUUUAUCUUUCUGUUGCUUGUUUAAUAUACAUAAAACUGAUCAUUAACAAUUUCAACCUAACCUUAACUUAUUUAAAGCUCAAAUAACAAAAAUACGAGUCAUUGUUCAGGAAUGUAUUAUUUGUGGAGCUGGGGAGAUGGCUCAGUGGUUAAAGCUCUUGCCAUGUAAGCAUGAGGACCUGAGUUCAGAUGCUUAGAACCCAUUGCUCCAAAAGUGGAGGUGGGAUACCUAGGGCCAGCUGGCUAGCCAAAGCAGUCACAGUGGUGAGCUCGGAGUUCAGCUGAGAGAGCACGCAUGUGACAUGCAUAUAAACACACACCAUAUACUUAAAUACACAUGCGAAAAAAGGAUUUUUUAAUUUUUAAAAAAAUUAUAACACUGAUAAUUUAGUUCUUUCUUUA